AAGAGACCGGGCUUAAAUACACAGGUAGAGAAGAAAAGAACUCACUGUACACUGAGAAGUUUUCCUUCUGUGUCUGUGUGACAGAGAGAAACCCUCGAGACUGCCGAGAGGUCUCACCCCAGUGACUUGUUCUAUAAAGUCAAGCAGUGUUUUACUGAUUUAUGAGGAUUUAGCGUGAUGCAGUGCAGGCGCGCGCACAGGAGUGUCAUUCACUGGCUCGUGAUGCUCGCGGUGCUUCAGUGCGGGGCCCGCGGCGCGCGGAGGUUUCGUGGAGGUCGGAACCCGCAACCGCGACGGACCCCGCCGUCCACACCUCAGCGGGAGCGAGCAGAGACCACCGAGAGCUUCUCGCUGGACUUCACGGCUGUGGAGGAGAACAUGGACAGUUUCAUGAGUCAGGUGAAGAACCUCGCGCAGUCCCUGUACCCGUGCUCGAGCCAGAAACUCGAGCACGACAUGAAGCUUCAUUACCUGGAAAACACAUCCGUCACGUGUAACGAUGGCUCACCGGCCGGGUACUAUCUAAAGGAGUCCAAAGGAAGCAAAAGAUGGUUGAUAUUUUUGGAGGGUGGCUGGUACUGUUUUAACAAAGAGAACUGUGACAGCCGAUAUGAAACCAUGAGGAGGCUAAUGAGCUCAUCCAAAUGGCCACAAACCAAGACAGGCACAGGUAUUCUGUCUUCACUUCCAGAGGAAAACCCACACUGGUGGAACGCAAACAUGGUGUUUAUCCCAUAUUGCUCUAGUGAUGUCUGGAGUGGAGCUGCACCAAAAACUAAUCAAAAUGACUAUGCGUUCAUGGGCUCACUCAUCAUAAAGGAGGUGGUGAAGGAUCUGCUGAACAAAGGUCUGGACAAUGCCAAGAUACUGCUCUUAGCUGGUAGCAGUGCGGGCGGCACCGGGGUGUUGCUGAAUGUGGACCCGGUUUCUGAGCUCCUGGAGGAGUUGGGUCACACAAAUAUCCAGGUGAGGGGUCUGUCCGACUCUGGCUGGUUCCUGGACAACAAGCAGUAUCGCUGUACCGACUGUGUGGAUGCCAUCAACUGUGCCCCCACAGAGGUCAUCAAGAGAGGAAUUAAAUUCUGGGGCGGUGUUGUUCCUGAGCGAUGUCGACAGGCAUAUGAAGGAAAAGAAUGGAAUUGCUUCUUCGGAUAUAAAGUUUACCCCACAAUUAAACGUUCAGUGUUUAUAGUGCAGUGGCUGUUUGAUGAAGCCCAGCUCACGGUGGAUAACAUUCAUCUGACUGGUCAACCCAUCCAAGAGGGACAGUGGCGUUAUAUUCAGAACCUGGGCAUUGAGUUGAGGAGCACGCUAAAGGACGUCCCUGCCAUGUUUGCUCCGGCCUGCCUCUCACAUGAAUUCAUAACAAGAAGUUACUGGACGGACGUUCAGGUUAAAGGCACAUCUUUACCCAGAGCUCUCCACUGUUGGGACCGCAGCCUGCAUGAUAACAGCCGAAACAAGACCCCGCCCAAAGGCUGCCCUGUGCACUUGAUUGACAGCUGUCCAUGGCCUCACUGCAAUCCAACAUGCCCGACGAUCCGAGACCAGUCGACGGGCCAGGAGAUGAACGUCAUCCAGUUCCUCAUGCACAUGGGCUUUGACGUUCAGAAGAUGGCCCACCAACAGGGCAUGGACCCGAGUAAGCUACUGGGCAUGCUCAGCAGGGGCAGCUAAACGGCCUGGAGAAGCUCACGCCCUCCAGAUACUUUCAUUAGUUCUCGAUUUAAGGGCCUCCAUCCCAUUCAGAUAAUUAGAAUUGAACAGCUUGGAUUUGGGACGGGGCUUGAUUUAGUUCUGAUUCACCUCAGUUAAACCCACAGGCUGCUGACUGUUUAGCUACACACCACACCGUACGCCUGAAGGUACACCUGCCUCUUUGCUCUUAAUUUAUCUUUUGGUUCUAAAAGUAUCACAGAUGUAAUCCAGUUUUACGGAUCCUCAGUAUUAUUGUGUUAAUUUUUAUAUAUAUUUAGCUACAGUUUAUUAGACUUUUAUAUGUCUACUUGGAAACAUAGAGAGAGAGAGAGAGAGUGGAUGAUAAACCAGACGUAGAGCAAGGGUGUCGAACUCAGUUCCUGGAGAGUCACUUUCCUGCUGAGUUUAGCUCUAACACCUGAUUCAGCUAAUCAAAGAGUGCUUUUCCACCAUCGCGCUGAAUCGCUAUCGUUGCUCAAUCGUCCCACUCUGUGUCGAUCCGGGCCAGCCGGUAAUGCUUUCAGUUUCCACUGCGGUGCUGAUAACGGAACUCUUUAGAAUGUAAAUACAAAAAUGCAUCCCUUUCUCGGCGUCUACUCUGUGCAGCAACCGGUCCGGCAGAGUUAGCAGCGCAUUCAACUGACUGAACCGCAGCAGACUUGUGAAUCAAUGAUUACACUGCUACUGACUGUCUGGGCAUAUGAACAUCAACCUAGUUCGUCUGUGAAUAUGCGCAUUUGUUGCAUAGACAGACGUUUGUGAUGCAUGCUAUAUAAAAUAAUAUUCACUGUUGUAUAACAGUUUAUUGCAUUUAUAAUUCAUAAUUCAUAUUAGCAAUUCGGGUGAAAUGACUACAGGUUACAUUAAAUUACUAUUUCAGAAACCAAAAAAUAUGUAAAUGAGAUGUGUUUUUUGAGCAUUUAGUUUGAUAAAAGUGCAGUACUGUAUGUAACAGUUCAGAGAGUAAACGAAAGUACGCUACAACUUGAGUCAUGGAUAUGUUAUUUAGCAUAUGUAAAGUUGAAUUAUUAUAUAAAAUUAUAAGCAUGUUUGUUAAAACAAGUUUUGUAAUGAAAAUUAUUCCGGACAUUAUGACGUUGAUGAGAAUUCAGAUUUGGACCUUUGAUUGUAAACUUUGAGAACAAGCUAUGACUUGGAAAACUUUUAGUUUCUCUUGGUAUCCCCCACCUUCAUGUGUUAACCAGCUACGUUAACUUUAUUUGCUUCUUCAAUAACGUGCUAUUUUGACUACAGAGAGAAUCUGCUAUCUAGGCAACUGAACAGUGACCAAUGCUGAGUGCCGACAUCACUACAUGCAUUCUAUUAGCACGAUUGAAAAUCUCGGGUCGAGAACGGUUUGUAAUGGUGCCUUGCCGAGCCAGGCUCACAAAGAAACAUAACCGUAACUGACAAGUGCUUAGAACGCUUGGGUGUGAUGGUGGAAAAGCACUUUGUGUUCAGGAUUACUGGAAAAUUCCAGGCAGGUGUGUUGGGGCAGGUUGGAGCUAAACUUGGCAGGACACUGGCCCUCCAGGAACUGAGUUUAUGAAGUGCAUGUGGAUAUUAAACUAUAUAUGAACAAGAUUGUUUAGGACCAGACAAAAACGUGUGUAUAUGUGUGUGUGUGCGUGUGCGUUCAUGUUUGUAUAUCCCGGUGGGGACCUAAACCUGAAUGCACACCAAUUCAACGGGGACUCGUGUCACUGUGGGGACCAAAAUUGAGGUAAGCAAAUAUAAGCAAAAAGGCUUAUAAAUUGUACAGAACAAUAUUUUUUUUAAUCUAAAAAUGCAAAAAGUUUUCUAUGAUCUUUAGGUUUAGGGGUUGGGUUAGGGGUAGGGGAUAGCAUAUACAGUUUGUACAGUGUACAACUCAUUACGCCUAUGGACUGUCCCCACGGAGAUAAUAAACCAGUGUGUGCAUGCGUGCGUGUGUGUGUGUAAAGCACUGGAUCAGUUUCUCUACACACGAUACACUUUUUGGGGUAUGGAUUUUACUCCUGAAAGAUGUCACCACAGUGAAGCUAUUUAAAGGAAUAUUGCAAGCAAAAAUGACCUGAUCUCAUCUGUUCAGACCUGGUCGUCACAUGCCCAGUUUCAGUAUGAGACACUAAAAAAGAGAAAAACAUCUUAUAAUAUGUAUGUAAGGGAUAAUGUACAGACAGCCAGUUAUCGCAGAUAUCGCGGAGGGUCUUGUGCAUACCGGUCAACAAUCCCGUUUUUCAAAGGAGUCUCCUGUUUUUGACAUCCAUCUCCUGCCACCCUCCCGCUUUGUUGUUUCUCCUGUGAAACUCCCGUAUUUCAGUUAAUUCUCCUUUGAAACUCCCGGACUGACGGGAACCGGAACGCGUUCACAGGGUGGCUCUGUGGCUUGAGCUUGGUAGGCGAAAUAGAACGGUAGCCGAAGUGGAGUAGUGAGGAUUCACAUCCCCGCGAAAAACGUUCUCUUAUUACACCGCUAAAGGUAUAUUCCAUUCCGCAUUUUCCAUUUAACGCUCGCUCCUCACAGUCUGUGUCCGCUCACUGAAGACGACAGAUGGUUUCAUCAACAGGUAAAUGCAGAAGAGUCUACUAGCUGUUGUUGUUGUUACACUUUCUUUGCUUUUACAAAAAACGUGUUAUGAAAAGUGCUAAUAUAGAUUUCUAAUAUUUCCUGUUCUGUGACCAUAAGCGGUUCUUGGAUAGAUUUAACAGUGUUUGCAUAUUAUUUACAUGUAAAUAAAAAAAAAAGUUUUGCUAACUAAACAAAGUUAAAACAGGGACAAACUGCACGUGCUUUUUCAAACCGUGUUUAGAUGCAAGUUAUUUCAUGGCUGACGUUGAGAUCUCUGGCAAAAUGUAAAUGCUAAAUUAAGAUGAUACCUUGCAGAUAUACCAUUCAUGGAUUCAUGGCCCUGUGAGCUGCAUUAUACAGUCUCUUACAUAUAUCCUACAUUUAAGAAUUUGACAUGAAAAGUAUGCUAUGUUAGAUAUAAAGUAGUUAAAAGAUUUAAAACCAUUUAUAACAGAGGGGCCCUAUUUGCCCUGCACAACCAACCAGUAACUGUAAAUAACUGGUCAUAAAAUGUGAAUUUGAAAUAUUUUAUUAGCUCAUUUUUACAGAAUGCAGACCUUCCGUGAGGAAACGCCAUUUACUUUCGGUUUUAAGGUAAGAAACGAUGUUAAAAUGUCACGACCAGGCAAUUUGGUUUAAUCAUUUGUAAAUAUAUGUCAUAUAUGUUAUUAAAAGACAUUUGUUUUUAAGAUUUAUUUAUUUUUUGUCAAAAAAACUGUCAAAAUGAUAUACUGCAUCCGGGUUACCGUGUGGUUAUCAGGGAAUAACGAACCUGCAAAUGUUGCGACUGGCCAAUCAGAAUCAAGCAUUCCAACGAGCCGUGUCAUAAGGCAGAAUAACCCCUGACAGGGUGAUCAGGUAAAGCGAAGGGUCUUCUGUGACACUGAAGGGGUUUGUUUUGUGAUAACAACCGGCUGUUUGUAUAUCUCUCAUGUGAAAAUGAUCGGUCAUGAAAUAUUGAUUUGAAAUGUUUUAUUAGCUCAUUUGUAACCAAUGCUUAUGAAGUAGUCACCAACCAAUCAGAAUCUAGUAUUCUAGAGCAAAGUCUAAUAUAUAUAUAUAUAUCGUAUAAGCUGUUCAUUAUUAUAUUUAGAUUUAAAAUAUGCAUUUUUAUUAGUAUUAUAAUAAUAUUACUUUCUUUUUGUUCUAUGCAAGGAUCGUUUUUUUGUUGUUGUUGUUUUAAAAGACUAAAUUGAGUACACGAUGACAAGAUGUAAAUGUUCAUUUUUGGGUGACCUGUUCCUUUAAGGUUCCAUAAAUCCUGGAUUAAAAAUCAAAUUGCAUUCUCUCAGUCACGUUACAGACGCUCAUGUGCCUGAUGUUAUAUAGGUCAGUGUCAUUCACACAUUAGUCACACUUUCUUUCGACUGUGUCCAAAUGUUUGAGGGAUUUGGCGUGUGUCUGACAUCUUCAGCUGUCCGUCUGAUCAAUGUAACAAUGAGUGUCACUGAUCUCUUCGGUCUCUGUAGACAUAAGCUGCCUUCUCUGAAACUUUCUGUAGACUGUUAAAGUAUUUCAUAGUUUAUUAUAGAGUUUCUAUAGUGGUAAGUGAAAAAAAACCCUCACAAAAUAAGUAAUAAUAAAUCCACCACCACAAAAAAAGAAACCAAUAGUUUCACUAAUGAAUCUUGUGUUGUGUAACAUAUUUUUACCAGAAAACUCUGAAGUCUGCAUUGCUAAGGUUUUAUUUGAUGGCAAUUAUAUUUAUAAUGCUAUUUUAAGAUGUGAUUCUUUGUCAAUUGUAAAUAAUUGAGUUUUUAUUUCUUGUGUUGACUGCAUUUCUUGUAUGUGUGCCUCACUGUGUGUUCCCACCAGACGCGAAUGAAGCGUUAACCCGGCUAACAGGGAACAUUCGCACAACUUUCGCUAACGUUCUUUAAAAGUUGUCUAAAAGUUAGAACAAAACGUUCUUCAAAUAACGUUUAUGGAACAUUCUGAUAACGUUAUAUUUAGUUAAUAUACGUUCUCAAAACGAUGAGAGAAAAUGUUCUUAGAACAAUGUUCUCGGAACGUCCUUUUGACGUUAUUCAUACUUGAUGAAUGUUCUCAUAAUGAUGAGAGAAAUCGUUCUUUUUAUUCUUCUUUUGUGGGCAUUUCAAUUAAUUCAGGUGCAUUCCCCUCCCAGAUAGUAAACUGACAUUGAUAAAUGUCGAUUUCUGGUUAUAAAUGUCAUUAUCGGGCGUCAAUCAGAUUUCCAUGUCGAAUCAACGUUCACAAUUUGGUAAGUACAUCAGUAGGUUUUCGUCAAGAAUAAAAUAUAGAUUCAACAUCGAAAUGGUGUUAUCAACACCACGCAUCAGGUCGGAAUCAUAACCUAAUUUGGAAACUUGGUGGGAGGAGUCGGAGUUCUGCUCGCUCGUGACGUCAACACACUCGUGCGUGCACACAACUUUGCGCGGCCAACUUUCGCCAGAGUACAUCUGAGGUGAGCAAAUGUUUUGAUUUUACAUAGUUUUUUAUACUGAAAUAUAAUAUAUUUUAUGAAUAUUUUGUUAUCGUAGUUUUGUUAUAUUGUGUAGGUUUGAAACGUUUUUGCGUCAUAAUCUUGUAAUUUAUUGUCGCGUUAGCACAAGGCCUCGUGAGCCGGUGUUGUGUAAUAUUCAGUUUCCGUGAAAAACUGUUGCAGUGGGCGGGGUUAUUGUGAAUAUUCAUAGUUCGUUCCGUGGUGGGCGUGGCCGUUUGAACUGAGCGCAAGCGACUGGAAAGGAAUGUCCUGUCUGCUUUCCAUAGUUUGGUGAAUUAUUUCGUUAAGGUAAUAAAGGCGAAUUCUCAUAUGCCCCAUUUAGAUGUACAACUGUUUAUGUUAUUCACAUAAUAGGCUAAAAUGUUUAUUGUUUUGCAUGUGCUUUUAUAAAAACUUGGCUCAUGUUCCUCACAGGGUUGUGGAGUGUCUGCGCUGAAUCCUCCUUCUUGUAGUAUUUUCUCGAGGCUAGACCACACCUGUUCUCUCUCUCCUCUUGAUAGGCACUUCAAGUCCUUAAAACGUGGGUCAAGUGCUGAAGCAAGUUUUAGCCAUUCACCAUUCAUGUCAUCUUGCCGUUCGGCAAGAUCUUUGCUGAAGGCAGUCUUGAACCUUGCCACAUAGGCUGGAUCCUCAUCAGAGACCCUCAUUACAUGGUGAAGGUGGCAGAAUGCAGGAAGCACUACAGAGCAGGAGACAUAAGCCUCACCCACAAGGAGUUCAAUGACAUACCUGAAGUAGAACAUAAAUAAGAACCAUAAAUAAAGUUCAGUGCAUUUAGUUUAGGCAAAAGAAGUUUAUUUAUUUAGCAUCAAUUAUAAAGGGUGAUUUACUGUAAAAUCCUUUACAUUUUUAUUCCAUUUGUUCAUUUUAUGAAGCUUUUUUUUAUUCUUAAAAAUCCUUUAGGUUUGUAUUUCUCAGUAAGAGCAUUUAGGCAUGAAAUUCAAUUUCAUAGUCUAUGACAACAAACAAUAACAAUAAUAAUAAUAACAUGGUGCUAAUGUAACGUAACUUACUUGCAUGGUUCAAGAAGGUUCUGUAACUUGGGCAGUUUGUCCCACUCAGAUGCAGUCAGCAUGACUAACUUGUGUUUCUGUUGGGCCAGAGUAGUCUUAACAGCCUCUUCAUUCCGUAAGAGACGGGUGAUCAUAUCGAGUGACGAGUUCCACCUCGUUGAAACGUCUUGUAUCAGUUGAUCUCUCUGUUGUCCCUGUGCAAUUUGUUGUAGAUGAAGUUCUUCUGUAUUAGCAGGGAUGUGCUUAAAAUGUCCAACAAUUUUGCGACACUUGGUCAAUGUGUCAGCGAAUCCACUGUCAGAGAGGCAAACAGUGAUGGCCCUCUGAACUAUAUGGGCAGCGCACGGCAUGUGAUGGAAGGGGAGCUUUCUUGCAGCUGCGACCAUGUUGCGUGCGCUGUCAGUUCCGACGGUGGUCACCUUUUCUCGGAUGCCCCAGUCGUCAGCCACUGUUAGAAACUGUUCGGCACAUGCAUCAGAAUAGUGCCGUGUGACUGACUUUAGUACAGUUAACGCGAAGGACUUAAGUUUCCAGUCACAAUCGAUGACGUGCGCAGUAACUCCUAGAUAGUUGUGUGUCAUGGUUCUGUCCCACCUUGUCUUGCUUUUCUUGACCUAGUGGCAGAACCAUGAUAGAACCUCUUGUUUUAUGUGGAGAGAGUCAGUUUUGGCAUUCCAUAUACUCCCUCUCUCCGGUGUGGCGUCUCUGUUCCCGCCCUUUCGUCUCCUCGUUAUUGUUUGUUAAUUAGUUCAUGUCCUGCACCUGUCCCCUCUUGAUUUAUCCCCUUUAUAAUGCCCUUGUGUCUUCUGUCUCGUGCUGGUUCAUUGUACUGUCGUGUGUGUGUCAUAUGUGGUGAGUUCCUGUCUUGUCAGUGUAGUUUAGUUAUUUUGUAUUUAAUUCAAGUGUUGUCUUAGUCUGGUUAGGUGUAGUUAGUCCUUGGUGUCAUGUUUUAUAACCUUGUGUUUUGUUAUGUUACCCCCCAGUGGGUGUUUGUUUUGUAUUUAUAUUUUAUUAAAUGUCUUGUUAACCCCUUACCCGCUGUCUGCACCUGGGUCCUCUGUCCUUGUCCUCACCACCCACGUUCAUGACAGAAUGAACCAGCCAUUUUGGACCCAGCAGACAGAGGGAUCUCAGCGGGAGGGGUCGAUGCCGCCAGACUCCCUUCCAGGGUUGAAUCCGCCGGACUCCCUUGGAGGGUAGAGGCCGCCGGGCUCCAGUCCAGAGUCGGGACCGCCGGACUCCCUUCCGGGGUCGAGACUGCCGGAACCCCGUCCAGGAUCGAGACCGCCGGGCUCCCUUCCAGGGUUGAGGUCGUCGGAUUCCCCUCCAGGGUUGAGGCCGCCGGUGUCCUGUUCCUGCUGCAGAUCCCUGCCGGCCUCCCAGCUGGUGCCCAGGCCUGUCGAGUUGACUGUUUGUGUGUGUUUGUUCUUGUUUGCUGCCCAGCUGCCAGAGCGCUGCCCAGCCGUCGGAGAUGCUGCCCAGCUGCCAGAGAGCGCUGCCCAGCCGCCGACAUCCUGUCCUGUCAUGUCGACAUCCAGGCCUGCCCAGUCGGUGAUAGCUGGUCUCCCAGUCGGCCAUCCAGCCGGCGCCGUGUCCUGUCGAGCCGGCCAUCCAGCCGGCGCCAUGUCCUGUCCAGCCGGCCGUCCAGCCGGCGCCAUGUACUGUCCAGCCGGCCAUCCAGCCGGCUCCAUGUACUGUCUAGCCGGGCUUCCAGCCGGCACCAUGUCUUUGUUUGGACUUUUUUUUCUAUGUAUCACGUUUUUGGUCGUGUUUGUAUAGUUAUGUUUUUUAUCACAGUCUGUGUAGUCUUGUUUGUUCCUUGAGGAGCAUCAGGAUGCUGCUCCUUAAGGAGGGGCUUCUGUCAUGGUUCUGUCCCACCUUGUCUUGCUUUUCUUGACCUAGUGGCAGAACCAUGAUAGAACCUCUUGUUUUGUAUUUAUAUUUUAUUAAAUGUCUUGUUAACCCCUUACCCGCUGUCUGCACCUGGGUCCUCUGUCCUUGUCCUCACCACCCACGUUCAUGACAGUUGUGAUUACUGAUCGACGUCCAGUGAUCUCCGGUUAGGGCCACGUGUUUAGUUUGAGCUAAUGUGUCCCGUUUUGAUUUUUUUUCUGUGUCAUACAGUUGAUUUAUUCUGGAAAGUACAGUACCUCUUGACGGUGGUGUGUAGGUUGUAUCGGAGGACGCGAUUCGAAAUGCAUCCAUAAGCCCCCUAUCUUCCACAACAUUAAUAGGCCUACAGUCCAUUGCAAUCCAUUUAGAUAUUGCAUUUGUUAAUGACUGUGAUGUAGACUUACUUAAUUUGUGGCGACUCGUCUCAGUCAGCGUGGUUUGGCGGAGAUUGCUUACUGUCGCAGCCGGGGGUGAGGUGACUGCCGUGCUCGCUAAAACAUGCUUUGAGUUUAGGUGGUAUUUCAAGCUAGAAAUGCUUCGAUGAUAGGCAAAUUCCUUGCCACAGACAACGCAAAUGACUUUGGUUUUGUCAAUGGCUCCAUUGGGAUCUCUUUUGUACUUAAAAUGGCCAUUCAGCAAGCCAUGCAGUUGUUCUUCCUUUUCGUUUUGCAUCUUGUUCAAUUUGUUACUAGCUUGAUGCAAUUCGAAAAAGUGUACAGGUCUGUAGAGGGGCGGGGCAGGGUAGGGCGCGUUAAUUGCGUUAAAAAUAUUAACUCGUUAUUUUUUUCUGUGAUUAAUCUAAUUAACGCGUUAAAUUCCCAGCCCUAAUAAAAACGCUUUCUCGUGGCCAUGUGGCAAUGUUUUUGCUGUGUAGCUUACGUGGAUGGUACUGAACUACUAAAUCAAAUCGAACACAUUUCACAAGCAAAACUGGGUCCUAGUUGCUGUUGUGUUUUUUCUUUUCAUAACUUAUAUUU
Molecule: messenger RNA, 10596 nt
Organism: Triplophysa rosa
Lineage: Eukaryota; Metazoa; Chordata; Actinopteri; Cypriniformes; Nemacheilidae
Product: palmitoleoyl-protein carboxylesterase notum1a
Exons: 11
Coding region: 178-1677 (499 amino acids)
Molecular function (GO): hydrolase activity
Source: RefSeq, a predicted model, not a curated record